GAUUUAAAGGUGCAGUAUCAUGGUUAUGAAAGCUUCAGUAGAAGAUGAUGAUUCAGGAUGGGAACUCGGUAUGCCUGACAAGAUGGAAAAGAGUAAUACAAGCUGGAUAGAUAUAACCCAGGAUUUUGAAGAAGCUUGUAGAGAACUGAAGUUAGGAGAACUGCUUCAUGACAAGCUUUUUGGUCUUUUUGAAGCCAUGUCUGCCAUUGAAAUGAUGGAUCCCAAGAUGGAUGCUGGUAUGAUUGGAAACCAAGUUAAUAGAAAGGUUCUUAACUUUGAGCAAGCUAUUAAGGAUGGCACCAUUAAAAUCAAGGAUCUCACUUCACCUGAGCUGGUAGGAAUAAUGGAUACAUGUUUUUGUUGUUUGAUAACAUGGUUAGAAGGACAUUCCUUGGCACAGACAGUAUUCACUUGCCUUUAUAUUCAUAAUCCAGACUUCAUAGAAGAUCCUGCUAUGAAAGCUUUUGCUCUAGGGAUCCUAAAAAUUUGUGAUAUUGCCAGAGAAAAGGUCAACAAAGCAGCUGUUUUUGAGGAGGAAGAUUUUCAGUCAAUGACUUAUGGAUUUAAAAUGGCCAACAGUGUGACAGAUCUUAGAGUUACAGGUAUGCUAAAAGAUGUAGAAGAUGACAUGCAAAGACGAGUGAAGAGCACUCGAAGUCGACAAGGAGAAGAGAGAGAUCCAGAAGUUGAACUUGAACAUCAACAGUGUUUAGCUGUGUUCAGCAGAGUCAAGUUUACCCGGGUGCUACUUACUGUUCUAAUAGCAUUUACCAAAAAAGAGACGAGUGCAGUUGCAGAAGCUCAGAAACUAAUGACUCAGGCAGCUGACUUGCUUUCUGCUAUCCACAAUUCAUUGCAUCAUGGUAUCCAGGCACAGAAUGAUACCACUAAAGGAGAUCAUCCUAUUAUGAUGGGCUUUGAGCCCCUUGUUAAUCAGAGAUUGCUGCCACCAACUUUCCCUCGAUAUGCAAAAAUAAUUAAAAGGGAAGAAAUGGUCAAUUAUUUUUCCAAACUAAUAGACCGAAUAAAAACUGUAUGUGAAGUAGUCAACUUAACUAAUUUGCACUGUAUACUGGAUUUUUUCUGUGAGUUUAGUGAGCAAUCACCAUGUGUUCUUUCAAGAUCCCUACUACAGACAACUUUUCUGGUAGAUAACAAGAAGGUGUUUGGCACUCACCUCAUGCAAGACAUGGUAAAAGAUGCUUUAAGGUCUUUUGUCAGUCCUCCAGUACUUUCUCCAAAGUGUUGUCUUUAUAAUAAUCACCAGGCGAAGGACUACAUUGAUUCCUUUGUGACACAUUGUGUUCGGCCAUUCUGUAGUCUGAUUCAAAUCCAUGGACACAAUAGAGCUCGUCAGAGAGAUAAACUGGGUCACAUCCUUGAGGAAUUUGCCACCCUCCAGGAUGAGGCAGAGAAAGUAGAUGCAGCACUUCAUAGUAUGUUACUGAAGCAGGAACCACAAAGGCAACAUUUGGCCUGCUUGGGCACCUGGGUCCUAUAUCAUAACCUUCGCAUUAUGAUACAGUAUCUUCUGAGUGGCUUUGAGUUGGAACUUUACAGUAUGCAUGAAUAUUACUACAUAUAUUGGUAUCUGUCAGAGUUCCUCUAUGCCUGGUUGAUGUCAACACUGAGCCGCGCCGACAGCUCUCAAAUGGCGGAGGAGAGAAUAGUGGAGGAACAACAGAAAGGCCGUAGUAGUAAGAAAACAAAGAAAAAGAAAAAAGUUCGCCCUCUCAGCAGAGAGAUCACCAUGAGUCAAGCAUACCAAAAUAUGUGUGCUGGGAUGUACAAGACAAUGAUCGCAUUUGACAUGGAUGGCAAAGUAAGAAAACCGAAGUUUGAACUGGAUAGUGAACAAGUUCGAUAUGAGCACAGGUUUGCUCCCUUCAACAGUGUUAUCACACCACCCCCGGUGCACUACUUGCAGUUUAAGGAAAUGUCUGAUUUAAAUAAGUACAGCCCACCUCCUCAGUCAUCAGAUCUCUACAUGGCAGCUAGCAAACACUUCCAGCAAGCUAAAAUGAUACUUGAGAAUAUUCCUAAUCCAGACAAUGAGGUGAAUCGAAUUCUAAAAGUUGCUAAACCCAAUAUUGUGGUCAUGAAGCUGCUAGCAGGAGGCCACAAAAAAGACUCUAAGGUUCCUCCAGAAUUUGACUUCUCCCCUCAUAAAUAUUUUCCAGUUGUGAAGCUUGUUUGAAAGACAAGAGAUUAUUGUUAGGAUACCUGAAGCAUAACCAGCUGUAAGAUGAAAUAUCUAGUACUGUACACAGACUGAGAGGGAUCUCCAGGAUAAGAGUACUGUUACAUGGAAUAUCUAUAGUCUUGCCUACUUUACAUGAUCUGAAUGGCAACUGCUGUUUUAAAGUGGUUUGUAUCAAGUUUUAUGGGUGAAGCUGUUUUUAAUCAACCGUAUUGAAGAAUGUUGUACCUUUUAUUACAGAUUUAAUCAAAAAUCA
Balearica regulorum gibbericeps (East African grey crowned-crane) is the source of this 2456-nucleotide messenger RNA. The record is from RefSeq and is a predicted model, not a curated record. NCBI's taxonomy places the organism in Eukaryota, Metazoa, Chordata, Aves, Gruiformes, Gruidae.